AAUAGAAUGUGGAGAAGAUCAUUUUGUUGCACUUACUAAUGAUGGUACCAUAUUUACAAUGGGUGAUGAUACGUAUGGUUAAUGUGGAUUAGGAUCUAAUAAUAGAAGUACAGCACCACCAUUUUAUGAAUAAAGAAUUAGGAAUCCAACAAAAAUAGAAAAUUUACCAAAAGUAAAUAAAAUUAUUUGUGGAUCAAAUCAUACUUUAUGUAUUAGUACAGAAGGAUCAGUUUAUGGAUGGGGAUCAAAUUCUUAAAUGUAAUUAUCACAUUCAGAAGAAUUUUCAAGAGUUGGAGAACCAUUAAUUGCUGUUUAUAAUCCAUUAAGAAUAUCUGCUUUAAUGGAUAGUAAUAAUUAAGUAUUAGAUUUGGCUGCUGGAAAUGAAUUUAGUGUAUUUGUUACAAAAAAUAAAUAAAAUUCAGAAACUGAAGUGUUCUCUUGUGGUCACAAUAUUAGAGGAUAAUUAGGUUGUGGAUUUGUUAGACAUAUUAGUGAUAUUGUUAAAUUAGAAGGAUUAUCUAAUUUUAAAAUCAAUAUUAAUGGUAAAUAAGAAAAUGUUGAAGUUAAAUAAAUUGAAUGUGGAUAUAAUCAUUGUAUGGCACUUACAAAUGUUGGUGCUAUCUUAUAAUGGGGAGAUAAUGAAUAUGGACAAUUAGGUAAUAAAAAAAGGUAACAUUAAAUAUAAUCUUUAGGUCAUUUACUGAUAAACCUAUCGUUGUUUCAUAAUUUGUGUAAAAUAGAGUUGCAUCCAUUUCUUGUGGUAGUAAUACCAGUGGAGUAAUUAUUUAGUAAUGA
This is a messenger RNA of Paramecium sonneborni, 795 nucleotides long. The record is from the annotation of a GenBank genome assembly. NCBI's taxonomy places the organism in Eukaryota, Ciliophora, Oligohymenophorea, Peniculida, Parameciidae.